AUGGCGGAUACAAAAAGUGAAAUGAUAAUGACAGUUGCAAACAAAAAUGCUUUAAAUUUAUUUUGUUAUAGAAUUUCAAAGAAAAGUACAGCAUUGUUUUGGUUACAAUACAUAAAAAUUGCCAUCUGUGAUGAUUACAGUCUGCCUGUUGAUUUCGUAAAAAAACGGCCGUCCAGCUUUGAUCCAUGCUUAGCAGAAGCUAUACCAACAAAUCCAGAAAAUUGGGCAGGUGCAAGUCCACAAGCUGAAUUCAUUGCUUUUGCUGAAGCCCAACAACAGCAAAACCAAUAUCAACAUCAUCAACAACAACAACAGCAACAACAACAGCAGCAGCAACAACAAUUGCCACAACACCAACAAGGUCCACUACCACCACCACCUCCAGCAGCAGCAACAGCUCCCUUAUCUACAUUACCAACUGCGAAUGCAACUUUAAAUAUUGUGUCAGUUGCUAACAUAUUACCACCAAACAAUACACUUCCAAUCCAACAACAACACCACACUUUACAGCAACCACAAUUUCAUCAGCAACAAAAGCAUGCAACAACAUUGCAACAACAUCAUUUACAACAUCAAAAUAAGCACCAUAAGCAACAACAGCAACAGCAACAGCAACAUUCAACAACACAAUUAAAAUCGCAAAAUCAACGAAAUCAACAUCGUCUACCACAUCCGCCCUUACCGAAUACUAUUAAGCAAGCAUCGGUAAAAAUUAUCGAAGGCUAUUCGGAUCCGAAAGAUACGAAACGUCAUAAAAAAGUCCAUCAUAAAAAAGGUAAAAGACGCGCUUCACAUAAAAAUCAGCUUUUACAGCUACAACAGCUGCAGCAACAACAGCAGCAACAGCAACAGCAACAACAACAACAGCAGGAACCGCCAACACCAACACCACAGCAACAAUUGCAAUUGCCAGUAAAACCCAAGGGUUUCCAAAAAGAUAAGCGGAGCAAUUAUAGUUCAGAUUCAUCUGCACCAAAAUCAUCAGAUGAUGAAGACGAUAACCAUUCCAUAAAAGUUCCUGAACUUAAUUCACCUGAUAGUAUAUCGGAUGAUCUAGUACGCCCAUUGCCACCACAAUCGCACCGCAGUCCACGCAAACUAGCUGUUGCACCUACUGAAACUAGUAAACGUAAUCCGUCGCCAUAUUAUUAUUCCGAUUUAUUGAAGUCGAAAGAAACUGCGUCUAGUGUCACUGACAAAGAAACUAAAAACAAAAGUCGGCAAUCUACUGUUUCUGAACCACCGCAAUUAACACAACCGCCUGUUAAUAUUGGUAUUUAUCGUAAGAGUACCAGUCUCGACGUACCCGAACGCGAAGAACGUGCCGAAGAAGACGACGAAUUCGAAGAAACCGAACCAACAAACAGUACCAUAUUAGCUGCUAACGACACUCCAAAACGUUAUUCCUUCACUGAAGACGGUGUUCAUAUUAUACGCUGCGAGUCUCCCUCAACAUCUACAUCAGAAGAAUCGGACUGCAGUGAGUGUCAGAAGCGUCGUGAGUGGCAUGCUAAAGCCUUAGCAUUAGUACGUAAAACUUGUAACGUACAACCAUUAAAUACCGCCGUUAACACUAGUGGUGCUCCCAUUGAUUGUAAUCACGAUAACGAAAACUCUAAUUGUGUGCCAUUUGAGGAAGAUUUAUUGUCCAUGCCGCCACAUAGACUGCUAGGACCUGCAGUAUGUGCAUGCGUUGCACCCACUAUUGGCGAUGAUAUAGAUGAUUAUUUUCGACCACGUAGUAUUUUUUAUGUACAUCCACAAGGCGUGCAUGAAUGUGAAGACUGCUCACCGGACAAUAAACAAUUGAGUACAGCAAACUCUCACAGUGUUCUCGAUAAUCAAUCCGAUAACUGUUUAAACGAAGACGACGACGAGAUGUCAGGUCGCACUCGUCAAAUUUAUGAAACUGCUUUUGAUUGCAAAAUAGCUAAGUCGGAUGAUGAUUUAGACGAAGUCGAUCGUAUAACUAAUCACUCAGUACUCAUACAAUUAAAUAAUGGCAAUAAUUUACCAACAAAAGAAAUGCGCACAACAAAAUCAUCGCACAGUAAAAGUCGUCUAGAAGGUAAACGUUUAAAAAACUCAAAAAACCAAGCUCUACAAGAACAAGCUACUAAUUCCGGCAACGGUAGCAGCAGUGGUUCACCACUAACCGUAACCUGUGUAACUACUAACAAUUCUUGUACAGCUGAUAAGAACAAUAUCGCCGGACUUUCUAAUGAUUUGGCCAAUGCUCAUAUACAUGAGCAAAAUGUGGAUCAACAAAACAAUACAACCACUACAUGCACAUCCUCAUCGCAACUGCCAAUGCGUGGUUAUACACCAUCGCCACCAUCAACAGCACCGCUGCCUAUAAAAUUUCCGGGAAAGCAUGAUCGAUUUUUUAUGAAUAGCAUUAAGAGUGCACCAAAUCUACCAUCUUCCAAUCCAGCCCAUCCCAGAUUACGCGAUUUACGUCUUCCAAUACAAACAACACUACGUCAACAACAUGCUCUGGGCUCUUCAAUCGGCACCAGUAAUGAGAACAGCCUUACAGAUAGCGCUUAUGUGAAUCCACCAUCAAGCACAUCACAUCAUUUACAUCUUCAAUCGACAAGCAACUCCAGAACUCGUGACAGGCCACGUUCAUUUGUGCUCGAGUCUGGACGAGUGCUGGAGUUACGUAAAAGCCACGCUUCCCACCACCACCAUGUAGGAAAUGGCGGUCGCAGGCAGCAUAAUUACUCCUCGACCGAAAGCAUUGCCACAUCGAGUAGUGGUGGCAGCAUGGAAUCGUUGCGUUCGAGCACCAGCGAAGGCAAUCGCAGUACUUCCAGCUCAGAGUCAAGGCACUCAACAUCGUUGAGUUCACAUAGCUCUGAAUCUGGCAGCUCGAGCGUCGCAUUCCCAUUACGAGCGCCAGUUGUCAUUCAUUCCAAAUUGCAUAUCCUAAGUCCGAUUUCAGACAAAUCAUCACAAGAGCCGGCAUCAGAACUAUCAGAACAGAAUAAAACACAAAACACAACGCCUGAAGAUGCAGUCCAGCAGCAACAACAACAGCAACUACAACAACAACAACAAUCACAUGUAUUAGCAGCAAAUGUGGAUAUGGCACGCACUAUACCACAAUUACAAAUUGAUGCACUCAAGAAGAGAAGAGCACCAGCAAAUAAAACAUUAUUGCACUUAACUGAUGAAAUGCUUGGUUCGGAUAGUGGCAUCUCUUUGCACUCACGUGAGGAUGGAAAAUCUGCCAUUGGUUUUCAAAAGUUCACGUUGCCAAAAUUAAAUUUUCCACCUUCCGAUAAAACCAACGACAGUGGCAUGAGCGCCGUCGGGGGAAUGAGCAAUAGUGUUGGGCUACCACAAGAUUUACGUGAUCUUCCAUUCGAUAUGCCAAAGUUAAGACGCAGAAAAACAUUACAGCAGGAUGCUUGCACUUCUGGUAGUGCAACUUCUGUGGAUUUGGGUGAUCUACCCUUUGACAUGCCGAAGUUACGACGCCGACUACGUGCCAAUCAAACGGAAAUAAAUAAUCUCAUGGUACACAGCACUGAAUCGAGUGGCAUAUCUCAAGCAUCGUCCAGCCAUUCAAUGCGUGAUGACAACAAAGCCGCCAUGAAGUUAGGUAAGUGCACAUUUUAUAUCCAUUAAAACACACUGCAGCUUACGGAAGCUCAUUUUCGGAAUAAACUGUCCGCAAAUGCAUUCAUGUCCAUCAAUUUAAACUAUAACCGUUCUGGGUUGUGAUAUAAAGCAGUAUACUAUGUGAAGGGUAAAGAAAAUUAUUUUUGUGAAAACAAGCUAAAUCAACAUAAAAUCAGUUUUUGCACGAAAAGCCAUUGC
Molecule: messenger RNA, 3828 nt
Organism: Teleopsis dalmanni
Lineage: Eukaryota; Metazoa; Arthropoda; Insecta; Diptera; Diopsidae
Product: putative mediator of RNA polymerase II transcription subunit 26
Exons: 6
Coding region: 1-3636 (1211 amino acids)
Molecular function (GO): phosphotyrosine residue binding
Source: RefSeq, a predicted model, not a curated record